AUGACUACAGCAGCACGUCCAACAUUUGAGCCAGCUCGAGGAGGCACUGGUAAAGGUGAAAACGAUUUAACUGUUUUAAGCAAGCAAUACUCAAGCCGUGAUUUACCUUCUCAUACCAAGUUAAAAGUUCGACAACCUGGCCAAGGAAAGGUCGAUGAAAUCAAAGGACGCGACUUUCGUCGGGAAUUGGAAGAAAAAGAACGAACUGCAACGCGAGAUAAACAAUCGACGAACAAUCGUGAUCAUAUGCCACCGUCAACCAAGAAACCGCGAUCAGAAGAGCAUCAACCUACUAUAGCCGAAUUAGAUGCUGAUGAUGUAUUUGAUGAUGAUGAUGAUGAUGAUGUUGAUGUAAGUAUACCAACUGAAGAUGAUACUGCGGAAUUAAUGGCCGAAUUGAAUAGAAUAAAGCGGGAAAGAGCAGUAGAACAAAAAAAAGUAGAAGAAGAAAAGAAAGCCGAUGAAGAGAGAGUGCGUAUGGAGAAUGUUAUGUCCGCAAACCCGUUAUUGAAUGAAAACAGUAAUUUUUCGGUCAAACGAAGAUGGGAUGACGAAGUAGUAUUUAAAAAUUGUGCUCGUGGGGAGGAAGAUGCCAGAAAUAAGGAAAAAAGUUUUAUAAAUGACACCCUAAGAUCCGGUUUUCACAGAAGAUUUAUGGGCAAAUAUAUCCGUUAAAAAUUACCUCUAAAUCAAGCUUAGGCGAUCGCACAAAUAAACAACCUUACCUUUUUACGUUAUUAUCAUCGCUAAGUCAGCUAAUAUCGAUUAUAUUCAACAAAGUGC
Trichoplax adhaerens is the source of this 783-nucleotide messenger RNA. RefSeq lists its product as hypothetical. The coding region runs from base 1 to 675 and encodes 224 amino acids. The transcript is spliced from 7 exons. Lineage: Eukaryota; Metazoa; Placozoa; Uniplacotomia; Trichoplacea; Trichoplacidae. Gene Ontology annotation, molecular function: RNA binding. Gene Ontology annotation, cellular component: catalytic step 2 spliceosome. The record is from RefSeq and is a predicted model, not a curated record. Gene Ontology annotation, biological process: mRNA cis splicing, via spliceosome.